Messenger RNA from Tupaia belangeri chinensis (Chinese tree shrew), 548 nucleotides. RefSeq names its product caspase recruitment domain-containing protein 10-like. The transcript has 4 exons. The record is from RefSeq and is a predicted model, not a curated record. The coding region runs from base 72 to 548 and encodes 158 amino acids. Gene Ontology annotation, molecular function: CARD domain binding. NCBI's taxonomy places the organism in Eukaryota, Metazoa, Chordata, Mammalia, Scandentia, Tupaiidae. Gene Ontology annotation, cellular component: cytoplasm. Gene Ontology annotation, biological process: regulation of apoptotic process.
UGUGGGCAGGCUGUGCGGCGCUCGGCGUGUGCAGGGCGACGCGCGCGGCGGGAGAUCCUGAGGACGCGGCUAUGCAGGACCCAGCCGAGGCGGGGGAGGCCGAGGAGGAGGCCGGGGCCGGCUCCGGGUCCGAGGCUGAAGAGGACGCGCUGUGGGAGCGGAUCGAGGGCGUUCGACACCGGCUGACGCGCGCCCUGAACCCGGCCAAGCUCACGCCGUAUCUGCGCCAGUGCCGGGUCAUCGACGAGCAGGACGAGGAGGAGGUGCUGAGCACCUACCGCUUCCCGUGCCGCGUCAACCGCACCGGGCGCCUGAUGGACAUCUUGCGCUGCCGUGGCAAGAGGGGCUAUGAGGCUUUCCUGGAGUCCCUGGAGUUCUACUACCCGAAACACUCCACGCUGCUCACCGGCCGGGAACCCGCCCAGCGCUGCUCCAUGAUCCUUGGGGAGUGGUCCAGGGUGGGUGCUGGUGCCUCAGCCACCCAUGCAGAGGCUCCUUACCCCAUCCCGGUCAGGGAGGUGCGCCCAUUAUCCCUGUUGAACAGAUAG